CAGUCCAGUAGCCGAACAGCUCUGCUUCAUGUUUUGGCAUCGUCUGCCUUUCUCAGUGGCUCUGUAACCGCGGCGCAACGAGCGGCGCUGGAGAUGCUGUGUUUCAUCGCGCACGGAGGUACACAGAAAGCUCAUGAUUCGAACACACGAGUCCAAGCCGCAGAAGAACGCAUAAACGCGUCUAUCUACCCUUACAGUCACGGAGCGAUGAAUGGGAGAUCCUUUCUGGAUGAAUUCUACGCCUGGGUUAUAUUAACAAACAGACCAAGAGAUUGCGGUUUUGUGAAACUGUGGAUAAAAUAGGAAGGUGAUAUUUGAUGAGUAGAACAGCUUUUUUUUGCGCGUACAGUGCCGUCCGCGAUUAUGGAUUAUCCGUAAGAGAAAGGGAAAGGGAAAAAGAGACAGAUGCUGGUUUAUACUUCUACACAACUAACGUGAAUGAUAUCGUUAUCUGGUCUUAACCACAAUCGCGUAGCAUGUAUUCCCUGGUGCUGAGACAUUCUGCACGGCUGUCUGAAGAAUGAGCGCUGCUGCGCAACACGGGAAAACCAUGUGCGGCGGAGAGGAAUAGAGAGUCCUUCUUCUGGUUUUUAAAUACCUGUGUAUGUUUUCUGUGUGUAUGUGUGGAGCGCGCUUAGAGCAUUAAAAUCAAGAAACGGCUGUCCUCAGGAUGUCAGGAUAUCAGGGAUCAGUUCUCCACAAAGACAGGUGUGACGGACAGGCGGAAUAGUUCGCCAAGGGGAGAACGGGGAGCGAGGACUGAAAGGAACCGAUACCGAUUAAUUAUUACUGACAAUACCCUCGGAUUUCCCCUUGUCACCUCCGUUCGCAUAAAUACAACCUGGGAAAAGGGGAACGCGGAGAAGAUCACUGCUAAGACCGGGAGCACCGGGCACAUCUUUUCCUGCCACCGUCAGCGCGCCCGCUGACACAUCGCCAUGACGACACCGUCCCCUCCCGUCACCCUCCUGCUCGCCCUGCUCUGGCUCGCUGCCGCCACGUUCCCCGAGGAGCCGGGACCGCUGAACCCCGUGCCAACCGACGUGGUCCGUCGGUAUCCCGUGUUCCUGGGUCGUGCUCAUCGAUCGUCAACGAGACAUGAGCGGCUGCACAUACAGAGGAUCCUCAAGGUGAACCGGACCCUCUACAUCGGAGCCAGGGAUGACCUGUUCCGCGUGGAGCUGGACAACGUCGCUGGAGACGAGAUGUUCUACAGCAAGAGGCGAACAUGGGAGUCCAACAAGAACGACAUCCGAAUCUGCAGGAUGAAAGGCAAGCACGAGGAUGAGUGUCGGAAUUUUAUAAAGGUCUUAUUGAGCCGGCCAGGUGGUCUGUUCAUCUGUGGGACAAACGCCUUCAACCCUCUGUGUGCCAAUUACACUAAGGACAGUCUGGAGAUGGUCGGAGAGGUCAUUGGUGGGAUGGCCCGGUGCCCCUACGACCCUAAACACGCCAACGUGGCCCUGUUUGCAGAGGGCAGCCUCUUCACCGCCACAGUGACAGACUUCCUGGCCAUCGAUGCCGUCAUCUACCGCAGCCUGGGGGAGAGUGCGGCCCUGCGGACCAUCAAGCACGACUCCAAGUGGUUCCGAGAGCCGUUUUUCGUCAGCGCCGUGGAGUGGGGACCGCAUAUAUACUUCUUUUUCCGAGAAAUGGCCAUGGAGUUCAACUACCUGGAGAAGGUGAUGGUGUCUCGGGUGGCGCGGGUGUGUAAGGGAGACCUGGGCGGGUCUCAGCGGGUCCUGGAGAAGCAGUGGACGUCCUUCCUGAAAGCCCGUCUCAAUUGCUCUGUGCCUGGCGACGCCCACUUCUACUUCAACCAGCUGCACUCCACCAGCCCCGUGCUUCACUUGCAUGGCAGGGACAUCAUCCUGGGGGUGUUCUCCACGCCCACAAACAGCAUUCCCGGGUCGGCUGUGUGCGCCUUCGACAUGCAGAAGCUCGCCCGGGUGUUUGAGGGCCGGUUCAAGGAGCAGAAGUCCUCCGAGUCCAUCUGGACCCCAGUCCCAGAUGAACUUGUCCCCCAGCCCAGGCCAGGGGGCUGUGCCGUCCAGGGGUCAAAGUUCAACUCCUCCACCGCCUUCCCGGACGAGGUGCUGAAUUUUGUGAAGACUCACCCGCUGAUGGAUGAGACGGUGCCCUCACUCGGUCAGAGCCCUUGGAUUGUGAAGACAAUGGUCAGGUACCAGCUGAACAUGAUGGAGGUGGACACGGAGGCGGGGCCAAACAGGGACCGCACCGUCCUCUUCCUGGGCUCCACCAGAGGGACCGUCCUCAAAUUCCUCAUCAUGCCUGACAGGGACAAUCCCACAAGCACCACCAGUGUGUUCCUCGAGGAGCUCGAGGGCUACAACCCAGACAAGUGUGGCGAGGACACUCCCCAAGCUCGCUCUCUGCUCUCCAUGGUGCUGGACCGGCCCAGUGCCUCUCUGCUCUUGGCCUUCCCGUCCUGUGUGGUGCAGGUAGCAGUGGCUCGCUGCCAGCUCUACGCCGACUGCACAAAGACCUGCAUCGCCUCGCGGGACCCGUACUGCGGCUGGACCCGAGGAAACACCUGCUCCUUCCUCAGACCGGGGACCAGGUUGCCAUUCGAGCAGGAUGUGGACCACGGGAACACGUCCCAUCUGGGCGACUGCGAUGGCCUGCCGGAGAAGAGCUUCGUGGAGGAGGUAGACAACCUGGUGUCCAUCAACCUACUGGUGGUAGCUGCAGUGUCAGCUUUCGUCACCGGGGCGGUGCUGUCCGGCCUGGUGGUGUGCUGUAUCAUGGGGCACAAGCGGCGCCCGCGAGCUCGCGGCGCCGGAGCCGGGGCUGCGGGCCGACACCGCGGCGACAAGACCCCAGGCGGAAGCGGAUCUGUAGUGAGCGUCACCCGGCCCGGCGGUCCUGGCGACCGGUCCCGCCCACAAGCAGAGACCUUCUUCAUGAUGCCCAAUGGAUGGGCGGAGCCUGGAGACCUGGAUGCAGGUUUGCUGCCCACACCAGAGCAAACUCCUCAGCAGCAAAAGCGGCUUCCUCCUGGCCUCCGUCUCUCCGACUCCGGUUGGGACCAGAGUCAGACGUACCUUGGGCCGGCUGGGACACCAUGCCCACUGACCUCCUCCUCCAUUUAUCUGAGUUCCAAGCUUCUGCAGGGCGGUGGGGGUCGACGGGAGGAUCUGGGCGGAGCCAACUUCCCCAUGGAGCGCCAGUGCUUCCUCUCCCUGACCCGCCCCUUGGAGCAGAUGGGCCGCGGCGGCGGCGGCACGGUGCUGCGUAACUCGGCGGUGGAGUACCGCUACCCGGCGACGCCGCAGGACUCGCCCGACCGCCGCAGGGUGGUCUCAGCGCCGAGCGCCCAGCUGGACUUCGGAGACGCCCUGCGCUGGGCCCAUGGGGGGUACGCAUUUGACAGCGGCGGCCCUGCCCCCCCAAACCCAGGCCACCACCGCCCCAGUUCCCACCCCCACCACAAUGCGGCCCGCAUUCCAGGGCUGCACCAAUCACGGGGGUACAACAACGUGCCGGACAUGGGCCACUUCCUGGGUAAAGUCGCGCGCGAGCGGACUCCUUCCGGCCAAUGAAUGGAAGCGAUUCCAGAACACAGAACCCAGCCCUCUAAACCGACACCCCCUGAAGUCCUCUAUGCCGACCCCACCCCCAUGCACACAUUAAGUCUGCUGCCCUUCCCCUGCAUACCAUACAUGCGCAGACAUUUGCUAACCGCGUGACGAUAUGACACGAAACCGAUAACAGGAGAUACUGAGGCGCUCGAAAAGCACUUUACUGAGGAUCCGGCGUGAUUCCUGUUACGAAGCAAUCGACUCUAGAUCAGCCAAGUUAAUGUGACACGUCCGUCCGAUGUGUGACAGACAAAUGGCGUGCGAAGGAACUUGGGAAUUCAUGAGUCAGUAUUGACCGUGGACUGCACACUCCACACCCUGGCUUAAUGUGAAAUAUGGUGAGAAAUUGCUGGGGUUGUUACUGCAGAAAAACCCAUCAGAGGAAUGUAAGCAGACUGUGCUGUCUAUAAUGGCGGGUUAUGUUUGGGGCCCUCUAGUGGACACUUGAAGCACUCUCAGCUGGAGCACACUACUGGAUGACUGCUCCAACACAAAGUUAUUUGUAUGUAAUUCACAGUGGGAAUGUAAUGAAGAAGGAACCGAGUGGAGAGAAAGUGUAAGACUCUUCAUUUGACGCGUCUGACUGUUUGGUGUCACUACCAGGAUUCCGGUAGGAAGACUCUCAACUUCAAACUAGCGGAACUAGUACAUACAGAUACACACCUGGCGCCACCUAUAGGUGGUUCGGAAAUGGGCGCCAUGCCACAUCCCUCAGCCCAAUAACUGGUGACUGUGUGGGCUGGACUCUCCCUCUCUCAUCCUUUGCUACUUCUCUUCUCCCAUGACCUCAUUGUAGUGUUGGGUCGUUUUGUACAAGGCCUUCGUUCAGUGCGGGACAGAGCCAUUGUGGGGGCUGAGCUCUUUGCGUCUCCUUGUUUAAAAUUGUGACGGCCCUUAUCGGCGUGAUUUAUUACCCCCCCUUCCCCCCACCCCAACUUCUUAUGAGCCACUGUUACUCGUAACCCGCAGCCCCAGGAUUUGUACUCAAAGGUUUACUGGUGUUCGCUGGUGGGUUCCAGGCCUGUGAGCAGCCAAUGAGCUGCUCAGUUCUCAUUUGACCACUUGCAUAUACACACACACGCAUACAAACAUGCACACGUAUGCAAACAGAGAGUCACACAUUCACAUACAAGGCAACAUGCAUCGAAUGGCAGAUGCAGACUGAUCACCCCUCCCAGGUCUGCGUGGUGGUCUUUCUGGAGCCAGAAACAGGCUUGGCGCUGAACUAGUGGACACUCAUUAUCUGUGCGCAAAGCUCCGUAAUGAGCUACGCAAGGAUCUGCUAUAGACACUCUGGGAACGAUUUAAGCCGAGGCAUUUUAAUGUGCUUCAGAUCUCCGCCCCUGGCUGAGUUACCUUCAUUUAGUGGAGUGAUUCAGUCAUUUCAGGCUGCGGUUAAAAUGAAGAGCCCGGUAUUAAAAAUCAGGUCUGAUGUUGGAAGCAAAGACAACCACAAUAAAAAAGCCUGGGGAUGGUGUUA
Molecule: messenger RNA, 5082 nt
Organism: Paramormyrops kingsleyae
Lineage: Eukaryota; Metazoa; Chordata; Actinopteri; Osteoglossiformes; Mormyridae
Product: semaphorin-6B-like
Biological process (GO): semaphorin-plexin signaling pathway; axon guidance; neural crest cell migration
Cellular component (GO): plasma membrane
Molecular function (GO): chemorepellent activity; semaphorin receptor binding
Source: RefSeq, a predicted model, not a curated record